Molecule: messenger RNA, 2225 nt
Organism: Colletotrichum acutatum
Lineage: Eukaryota; Fungi; Ascomycota; Sordariomycetes; Glomerellales; Glomerellaceae
Product: heterokaryon incompatibility protein-domain-containing protein
Exons: 1
Coding region: 195-1727 (510 amino acids)
Source: RefSeq, a predicted model, not a curated record
CAUGAACCUUACGAGGGACUCUUGUGUCGAUGGGGUUUGCUGGCCCAGCAGCUUUGAUCAACUCGAGAGUUUUCUCUCCACUACCAACACUUGUCACUUGAUCUUUUCCAGUCAUCAGGCGUGACCUAUCAACACGGGACUUCGUGUCUGGCCAUCAGAAGGUCUGGGAAGCUCUCACGAAGAUUCCAUCUGCAAUGUCAGCCAACGAGUCGAAGCGUCGCUCUGAACCUAGACCACUGGAUAAGACUACGGCUUUCAAUUAUCAGCCUUUGGAAGAAAUGAUCGAGUGCACGAGAUUCUUGAGUAUCCACCCUGCGAAGGAUGACAGCGACCCUAUCAUAAGUUGCGCCUUGAAUCACAUUGCAUUCGGGGAAAAGCCAAGCUACGAAGCUUUGUCAUACAGAUGGGGCGAGGAGGCUUCUGUGCACACAAUUAUACUCAAUGGUCAUACAUUCCUCGUGAGGAAGAAUCUUUACGAUGCUCUUCUCUACCUUCGGAGUAGAGGCAAUUGUGGUCUCCUGUGGGUUGACGCGAUCUGCAUUGACCAAGAGAAUGUGCAGGAGCGCAACAGGCAGGUUGCCAUUAUGAGACAUAUUUACUUCAGAGCACAAACAGUCGUUGUUUGGUUGGGAAGUAGUUAUUCACAAUUUCAAGAGGAAAUGGGCCCUCUUGAAGCUCGCUUUGCUUCAGAAGAGAGCACGAUGGAUGAAAGCCCGACCACUGCAACGGAAUUCGGCGACCCCGACGACGGACACGCGGCAAGUUUAGAAUGCGAGCGCGAAAUGGUGCUUCGCUUGGCGAAAGACGAGUACUGGAACCGAGUCUGGAUCAUUCAGGAGAUAGGACAAGCAAGGCAGAGGCGAGUCUGCUUCGGGAACAUGGAGUUGAGUUGGGGCAACUUCAUCAGGAUGAUGACCCACCACAGCGUCACGACUGAAGGGCCUCUUCGGUUGAACCAGCAGGUCGAACAAAAAUACCAGGGCUCUCAUACUUUGAGACGUCUUCUUUACGAUCACCAGAAGUCUCGAUGCCAAGACCCAAAAGAUAAGAUCUUUGGGCUGAUUGGUUUGGCAGUGGAUGGCCGUGGCUACCCCAGCCCAGACUAUGACAAGUCACUGCUUCAAAUUUGGACCGAAACGAUGGAGUUCAUGAACAGCAGAAGAAUGUUCGAUGAUAAGAAUGAACUUGAUAUUGUAUCCCACGCAACUUUGAUCAAAUUCCUUCUCAUGGGAACACGAAGUACACCGAUUCAACAAAUCCUGGGACCCUAUGUUGCUGAACCUGAGAAACAACUUAUUUCACUCCAACAUGGAUACAUCCACCCCCACGCAUUCAAAUUGACUGGAUAUUUACUUGGAAUUAUUCGAUCUCUAGGUCCUUCAGUGAAAGACGUGGCUGGCAAUCUGGGUCAAGUCGAUGAGUGGUCCCAUGGGGUCCAAACCAACUACGGAGACGAUCUUGGAAAUGCCUGCAGGCAGAGCGACGAUCUUAUAGGGGCCAUCUUGGACAAAGAGAACGCGGGCAUUGGGCAGAUGUGCUUUAACCAGUCUAGUCUUGUCACCUGGGAAGAUCAGAUAGAUUCUAAUUAUUCUUUGACGGACUUGCUAAAUUGGAUUGAUCGAAACAAGCAUGCAUUGGGGUCUAUUGAAAGCACCCCGAACCACUCCGACCAUUCAUCACAUACUACAACCACGGACUCUACAGAUGCAGAAACUCUCCUGUACUAGCUUUGGACCGGUCGUCACUUCGACCAGAGUCCUGAGUGGAAAAUGGGGGUCGUUUCAAGCCGAGCAGCAUUGGGAGACAUUAUAUGCUGGGUUGGAGGCACCAAGACGGCCUUGGUCGUGAGGCCAACAGGGAGGCGAAAGGAAUAUAGAUCGACUGAAUACGCGAAAUUUCAAGUAAUCGGUACAGCCGUCAUUGCCGAAGACAUUGCGGACUCAACGAUUGAUCAUUAUCGGAGACUGAAUAUUCAGGGUGUGGGUGGCCUGGGCCACUAUCAACAGGAAGCAAAACUGAGAGGAAAAUUGUCUUUAAUGUUGGACGCUCGUACCCUCUACGUAAUUCUACUUGGAACUCAGCAUUGAGCUGGUCGCAAACUUUUUUCAUUAAUGAUUUCCUUCUCUUUCCUACCAUGAUCCAGUUGUUGUUUAUCAUACUCAAAUUGAUGCAUAAGAUCAGUACCUUCUCUUGGAUGAUUAUUGAAUGAAGAGUAAAUUGGCAUG